This is a messenger RNA of Gopherus evgoodei (Goodes thornscrub tortoise), 4721 nucleotides long. It is a transcript of the gene MYO3B, whose product is annotated as myosin IIIB. Gene Ontology annotation, biological process: protein phosphorylation. The record is from RefSeq and is a predicted model, not a curated record. The transcript has 37 exons. Bases 109 to 3456 code for a protein of 1115 amino acids. NCBI's taxonomy places the organism in Eukaryota, Metazoa, Chordata, Testudines, Testudinidae. Gene Ontology annotation, cellular component: myosin complex. Gene Ontology annotation, molecular function: protein kinase activity; protein binding; cytoskeletal motor activity.
GAUUUGAACACUAAAUAACCCAUCAGAAGGUAUUGUACUGUGAGCAAAAAUGAAGCAAAUACAGGCUUAUUGCUUGGAAAAGAAAAUACCUCUUGCCUAGUGCAGCAUAUGGCCAACAAGAACCAUGGCAGGACGCCACUAUAUGGAUUAUUUCAAUAUAAUCCCAAUAUGAUUGGACUGGCAUCAUUAGCUGAUCCCUCAGAUACCUGGGAAAUUAUAGACACCAUUGGAAAAGGCACUUAUGGUAAAGUCUAUAAGGUUGCCAAUAAGAAAGAUCGGAGUCUGGCUGCAGUAAAAAUUCUGGAUCCUAUCAGUGAUGUGGAUGAGGAAAUUGAAGCAGAAUAUAAUAUUUUACAGUUUCUUCCCAAUCAUCCCAAUGUUGUUAAGUUUUAUGGAAUGUUUUACAAAGCGGAUCAAUACGUGGGAGGACAGCUCUGGCUAGUUCUUGAGCUGUGUAAUGGAGGUUCUGUCACAGAUCUUGUCAAAGGCCUGCUGAAGUGUGGCCAAUGGUUGGAUGAAGCUAUAAUCUCAUACAUCUUAUAUGGUGCUCUCUUGGGCCUUCAACAUUUACACAAUAACCGAAUCAUCCAUCGUGACGUCAAAGGGAACAAUAUUCUUCUGACAACAGAAGGAGGUGUCAAGCUUGUUGACUUUGGUGUUUCAGCCCAGCUCACCAGCACCCGGCUACGCAGAAACACUUCAGUGGGAACACCCUUUUGGAUGGCACCCGAGGUCAUUGCUUGUGAACAGCAGUAUGACUACUCUUAUGAUGCUCGUUGUGACGUAUGGUCCCUUGGGAUCACAGCUAUUGAAUUGGGUGAUGGAGACCCACCUUUAUUUGACAUGCAUCCUGUGAAAACGCUUUUUAAGAUUCCAAGAAAUCCUCCUCCUACUUUGCUACAUCCAGAAAAAUGGUGCAGAGGAUUCAACCACUUCAUUUCACAGUGUCUUAUUAAGGAUUUUGAAAAGCGUCCUUCAGUCACCCACCUUUUAGAGCAUCCAUUUAUUAGACAAGCCCGUGGUAAGGAUAUGUCUCUGCAAAAACAGUUGGCUGAUCUCAUCCAAGCACAAGAACAGUUAGGAUUUGUAGCCAAAAUAAGGUAUGAACGAAUACACACUAGAAGACCUUAUCGUGUGGAUGCGGCUGACAAAUACUCUCUAGAUGAUGAUCUAGUAAACCUAGAGGUUCUAGAUGAGGAUACAAUUAUCCAUCAACUUCAGAAGCGUUAUGUUGAUCUACAAAUUUAUACUUAUGUUGGAGACAUUUUAAUAGCCUUAAACCCCUUCCAGAAUCUCAGCAUAUAUUCUCCACAGUUUUCCAAGCUUUACCAUGGUGUGAAGCGGUCAUCUAAUCCUCCCCACAUAUUUGCCUCUGCCGAUGCUGCUUACCAGGGCAUGGUAACUUUCAGCAAGGAUCAGUGCAUUAUCAUCAGUGGAGAAAGUGGAGCUGGAAAGACUGAAAGCGCCCAUCUGAUUGUCCAGCAUUUGACCUUCCUGGGAAAGGCCAAUAACCGUGCUUUGCGUGAGAAGAUUCUUCAAGUGAACCCUCUGGUUGAAGCGUUUGGGAAUGCCUGCACUGCUAUCAAUGACAACUCAAGUCGUUUUGGAAAAUACCUGGAAAUGAUGUUUACACCAACAGGAGCUGUAAUGGGGGCAAAAAUUUCUGAAUAUCUACUUGAAAAAUCCAGAGUCAUAAAGCAGGCUGUAGGAGAAAAAAACUUCCAUAUAUUCUACUAUAUUUAUGCUGGUCUUUUUCAUCAGAAGAAACUUUCUGAGUACAGACUUCCUGAAGAAAAGCCUCCUAGGUAUAUUGAUAAUGAAACUGGAAGAGUAAUGCAAGAUAUUAUUACUAAAGACUCAUAUGGAAGACAAUUUGAAGCAAUUAAACAUUGCUUUAGGAUCAUAGGAUUCACUGAUGAGGAAGUUCAUUCAGUUUACAAAAUUCUGGCUGGAAUCUUGAAUACAGGAAAUAUUGAGUUUGCUGCCAUUUCCUCACAACACCAAACUGAUAAAAGUGAAGUUCCCAAUGCAGAGGCCUUAGAUAAUGCUGCUGUACUGCUCAGUAUUGGUUCAGAAGAGCUCCAGGAAGCUCUAACCUCUCACUGUGUUGUAACACGAGGAGAGACUAUUAUCCGAACAAACACUGUGGACAAAGCCGCUGAUGUGCGAGAUGCCAUGUCUAAAGCACUUUAUGGUCGACUCUUCAGCUGGAUUGUAAAUCGUAUUAAUACACUGCUGCAGCCAGAUAAAAAUAUAUGCAAUGCUGAAAGCCGGAUGAAUGUUGGGAUACUGGAUAUCUUUGGAUUUGAGAACUUCACAAGAAAUUCCUUUGAACAGCUAUGCAUAAACAUUGCUAAUGAACAAAUCCAGUUUUAUUUCAAUCAGCACAUCUUUGCACUUGAACAGAUGGAAUAUCAGAAUGAGGGCAUUGAUGCUACUACAGUGGAGUAUGAGGACAAUCGUCCACUUCUAGAUAUGUUCCUCCAGAAACCAAUGGGAGUACUUUCUCUACUCGACGAAGAAAGUCGAUUUCCCCAGGCGACAGACCUGACUUUAGUUGAUAAAUUUGAAGAUAAUUUAAGAUGCAAAUACUUUUGGAGGCCCAAACGUGUGGAGCUGUGUUUUGGCAUUCAGCACUAUGCUGGAAAGGUAUUAUAUGAUGCCUACGGUUUUCUUGAAAAGAACAGAGACACUCUUCCUGCUGAUAUAGUGGUGGUGCUGAGAACUUCAGAGAACAAACUUCUUCAGCAGCUGUUCUCUAGUCCAUUAACCAAAACAGGUAACUUGGCACAGGCAAGAGCCAGAGUGACAGCAGCAUCUAGGUCUUUGCCUCCACAGCUUAGUGCGGGGCGCAUCAAGUCUCCUAAAUAUCUCCUCAAGAUUGACACAAUGGAGAUGAUGCGACAUCCAGAGGAAACAACCAACAUGAAGAGGCAAACCGUGGCUUCUUAUUUUAGGUAUUCUCUGAUGGAUCUUUUAUCCAAAAUGGUGGUUGGACAACCUCACUUUGUCCGCUGCAUUAAACCAAAUGAUGAUCGAGAGGCAUUGAAAUUUUCCCAAGAAAGAGUUCUAGUACAGCUGCGGUACACAGGAAUUCUAGAAACUGUCAAGAUACGUCAACAAGGUUAUUCUCACCGCAUCCUCUUUGAAGAGUUUGUGAAAAGGUAUUAUUACCUGGCUUUCAAGGCACAUCAGACCCCUCUUGGUAGCAGAGAAAGCUGUAUUGCUAUUUUGGAGAAAUCAAAACUAGACAAUUGGGUUCUUGGGAAAACAAAGGUAUUUCUAAAGUAUUACCAUAUAGAGCAGUUAAAUUUGUUCCUGCGAGAAGUUAUAGGCAGGGUGGUGAUAAUGCAGGCCUAUACCAAAGGGUGGCUUGGAGCUAGGAGAUAUAAGAGAAUCAAAGAGAAAAGAGAAAAUAGUGCUGUCGCCAUUCAGUCAGCCUGGAGAGGAUAUUGAAGCCGCAGGAAGUACAAGGAAAUAAGGAACAGAAGAACUGAUGCUGCUAUACAUAUUCAAGCAGCUUUCAGGGGAUACAUUGUUCGAAAAAAUUAUUCAAGAUUGAAAAGUAGCAAUGGUUACCCAACUGAUACUGAGUCUGUGAACAACUACUCCGCCUCCAGUUUUGGCUGUGAAGAACACUGGCAGCAAACCAACAACCAGACUUCUCCUGCAGAGCCUGAUUUUCUUGACAAACAAAUGAAAAAGGAUUCGGAUGAGAUUCCCACAUCUCAGUUUCUUCUAAAGCAUUCACUGCAAAUGAAUGAUUCACAGCCUAUAAGCCAAUCCCUUGCACUUGCAAAUCAUCAAUUAUCAAGUUCCCUGGGAUCCCCUAAAAACCAAGGUUCAGAAAACUGUCUUGAACAGAAGCUGAGAACACCUCAUCGACGAUGUCAGCAGCCCAAAAUGCUGAAUAGCCCUGAGGACAACAUGUACUAUAACCAGUUAAAUGGAACUCUAGAAUAUCAAGGGAGCAAGAGAAAGCCAAGAAAACUUGGUCAAAUCAAAGUGCUUGAUGGGGAGGAUGAAUAUUACAAAUCAUUGUCAGCUGUUGAAUCUAUCACUGAAGAUGACUCACUCAACUCUCCAUCUCCUCUUUCCUCAAGAGAAGCAUCUUUUGCUCAGAGCUGAACUUCACUAUUUACGCUUUGGUCUAAUGCUGAUCGCCUUGGUUCACGGUUCUCUCUGCUAGCUGGGGAAGACGUGUGAAUGCGCACUACCCCCACGGCUCCACUCUUCUGCUGGUCCAGGAGAUCGCCUCCUGCAGGGCUCGCUUUGCCGCUUCUCUUUGUGGUCCCUACACCAGGCUGCAGCCAUCCACAGGGAGAGAAAUACACCCACACUGGGACAAGUUGCAGCUGCCGUCUCCCAGCUGGGUCUGGCCUUAGCCCUUGCUGCUUUAAAACUCCGUUCCGCUAUUACAGCCUAGUCCUUAUGCGGUGGAAUUUGAGUUUACGUAAAGUGUCAUGUUUCAUCUGCGUAUAUACUGCAGCAUACGUAUUAGCUCUGUAACCCAGAUAAUAACGGGUUGGAUUGACCCUCUUCUACCCCUACAUUGGGUGGGUUUUGGUUUUUUUGUGGCUGUGGAAUCCUAGUCAAUUCUGCGUCUUUUAAGGGCUGGUUCAUAUAUUGUUCCUGAUCUUUGAUGUCCCUUCACAUUAGGAUGUAGCAGCAGCCCAUUUCUCGUGAAAACAGUGCUUUGUGUAACUCAAUUGACAUUUGGC